Molecule: messenger RNA, 2529 nt
Organism: Penicillium atrosanguineum
Lineage: Eukaryota; Fungi; Ascomycota; Eurotiomycetes; Eurotiales; Aspergillaceae
Product: beta-glucosidase
Exons: 1
Coding region: 1-2529 (842 amino acids)
Biological process (GO): glucan catabolic process
Molecular function (GO): beta-glucosidase activity
Source: RefSeq, a predicted model, not a curated record
AUGUUAUGGAAGUGUUUCUUUAUGCUAUUUGCAGCCGUUGCAGUCAGCGCAAAACAGGGACAGCUAUAUAGCCCCCCGAUCAGCCCCGGUUAUGGAAAUUGGUCCUUGGCUUACGACAAGGCGCAUAGCUUUGUUUGCAGUUUGACCCUUACAGAAAAGGUCAAUCUCACGACUGGUGUUGGCACCGGCCAAACGCUGGGGUAUUCUGUGGGCAUCAUACCCAGAGUAGGGUUCCGAGGUCUCGCCAGCGAUGAUUCUCCUACCGGUGUUCGAGGAGCUGAUUAUUCCUCUGCGUUUCCGGCUGGGAUGAAUCUUGCUAUGUCCUGGGAUAAGACGCUCAUCUACGCAAUGAACUAUGCCAACGGCGCUGAACAUAAAGCAAAAGGCAUCAACUCCAUUGAUGCCCCUGUGUGUGGCCCCCUUGGUCGCACUCCGACUGGCGGACGCAACGCCGAGGCUUUCUCUCCAGAUCCUUAUCUCUCUGGAAUCGCCUUUGGAGAGGCUGUCGCUGGAAUGCAAGCAUCCGGCGCCAUCGCUGUGGCCAAGCAUUUUAUUCUAUACGAGCAAGAGCACUUUCGGGAGGUCAUCGAGUGGAAUGAAUGGAAUGCCGGUCCUAAUAUCUCGGAACCUUACUCUUCCAAUUGUGACGACCGCACAUUCCACGAGCUCUACCUCUUCCCCUGGUAUGAUGCAGUCAAGCGCGGACUGGCAGCAGUUAUGUGCUCUUACAAUCAAGUCAACAAUACCCAGGUUUGCCAGAACAAUCACCUCUUGAACGAUAUCUUGAAGGGUGAAUUAGGCUUCCAAGGCUAUGUGACGAGUGAUGACGGAUCCCAGCACUCUGGUGUGGACUCAGCCCUCGGCGGUAUGGACAUGACAGGUCCCGGGGAGACCUCACCGAAUGGUGUGGCUGGCUUCGGAGAGUCCUUCUGGGGCCCGAACCUGACACUAGCUGUACUCAACGGUAGCGUACCGGAAUGGCGAUUGAAUGACAUGGCGACAAGAAUUAUGGCGGCGUACUACUAUCUUGGUCAAGACGAAGACUAUCCCGAACUCAACUUCGCAUCGGGAAAUUUUGCGACCUACAACUAUGAGUAUCCCGGUGCCAAACUAGACUAUCAACAAGUCAACCAGCACCUGGACGUUCGGCAGAACCAUGCUCAUCUCAUCCGCGACAUUGGCGCCAACUCUAUCGUAAUGCUCAAGAACAGUGGCAUCCUACCCCUGAAGAGACCAAGACAGAUCGCCGUCAUUGGCGAGGAUGCAGGGCCGUCAGUGUAUGGUCCCAACGGGUGCCCGGAUCGUGGAUGCAAUAACGGAACACUGGCGAUGCUGUGGGGAAGCGGAAGCACCAACUUUCCAUAUCUUGUCGACCCCUUAUCGGCUAUCCAGUCCCGAGCCCUUCAAGAUGGCACUGUUGUCCAGUAUGUGCUUAAUAACUGGGCAAAAGAGCAGAUUGGGGAGGUCGCUUACCAGGCCGACGUCUCUCUGGUUUUCAUCAACUCAGACAGUGGGGAAGGCUAUAUCGAAGUUGACAACAACUAUGGAGAUCGCAACAACAUGACCGCGUGGCUUGAUGGCGAUGCUCUAGUGCGCCAAGUGACUGCGAAUUGCAGUGAGACAAUUGUAGUCAUUCAUUCGACGGGGGCGAUACUGAUGGAGGAGUGGAUCGAAAACCCCAAUGUGACUGCCGUCCUAUUCGCCGGGCUUCCAGGACAAGAGAGCGGGAACUCCCUGGUGGACGUUCUAUAUGGCAGUGUGAACCCCUCUGGAAAGCUCCCGUGGACUGUGGCCAAGAAUCGCUGCGACUAUGGAACAGAUGUGUUGUACGAGCCCAAUGGACCAGUGCCUCAAAUCAACUUCACGGAAGGGUUGUACAUCGACUACCGACACUUCGACAAAGAAAAUAUCCAGCCACGCUUUGAGUUUGGGUUUGGAUUGAGCUACACCACUUUUAAGUACAGCAAUCUACGCAUGGAGACUCUAUCACCAAAGCCAAGUUCGACGGUGUCUGCGGGAUCCCAAACGAGUCCUCCGCCAAUGUGUCGCAGUACAAGUCUCAACCCAUCAGACUAUACCUUCCCUGCCACAAUGAGCUCCUUGACGCAUUACAUCUACCCUUACUUAGCACCUGACAUGACAGUGACUACCAGCCUUGCUACUCCUACGAAUGCGAUCCGUCCUGUCUCACCGAGCCCGCAAGGAGGUGAUCCGAGAUUAUGGGACGUUCUUUAUCGUGUCAUGGUAUCCAUCAAGAAUACCGGACACGUUGCUGGUCAAGAGGUUGCACAGCUUUACUUGGAUCUUGGAAAUGAAGAGCCUACACGUCAGCUACGUGGAUUCAGCAAGAAUAUGGUGCAACCUGGGCAAACGAAACAUGUCACAUUCGAGCUGCGCCGCCGGGAUAUCUCGAUCUGGGAUGUUCUUUCGCAGGAAUGGAAAGAGGUCACCAAGCUCGGCACCACAAUUGGGGUUCACGUCGGUUCCAGUUCCAGAGAUCUCCGGCUUUACGGUGAAAUCUCGCCUUAG